Paralichthys olivaceus (Japanese flounder) is the source of this 458-nucleotide messenger RNA. The record is from RefSeq and is a predicted model, not a curated record. Lineage: Eukaryota; Metazoa; Chordata; Actinopteri; Pleuronectiformes; Paralichthyidae.
CAACUGUUGCAUCUGGAGGACAGUCUUUGAGACAGUGAAUGACAGCGAUGGCUCGUCUUACAGCUCUUCUCUUUGCCAUGUGGGUUGGUGUGACAGUGAGCACAGCGGUGGAUCUGCAGAAGAGAAUCAUCGGAGGUGCUAUAUGUCRARAUKAUGAGCGUCUGUACCAUGUCCGCCUGAGAUUCAGAAAUACAACACAUGKGRCCUYWUGUGGAGGCUCUCUGAUCAGUAACCAGUGGAUUCUGACUGCAGCUCACUGCUUASWGCCUGGAUGGAAUAUAUUCGCAGAKAUAGCAGUGCAUCCUGGUCCGAGUAGACCAGMGAUUCAAAUCACACAUCCACCUGAGAUCUUCAACGACGGCAACCAACACGACCUCAUGUUACUGAUGCUGCCUACACAAGUUGUUGGUAUCCGACCUAUAGACCUUCCCGACUGUGCACAUCCUCCCAUCGCGUGA